GAGGAUGUCUCCCUCAUGCAAGAGAAGGACGGCGUCACGAACCUGCUGCUCAAGUGCACACACGACCAAGAGACGGUCCUCGUGCGGGUCUAUGGCGACUCUACAGAGACUAUCAUCUCCCGCACGAGGGAGCUCGAGAACUUUGUCGCGCUCUACUUGCAGGGAUAUGCGCCAGAGGUGCUCAAUCGCUUCGAGAAUGGUCUUGUCUAUCGCUAUGUUCCUGGCCAGGUGCUCAACGCCAAGACGGUGCGUGACGAGCGGUACGCGCAUGCAACAGCAUCACUACUCGGAGAAUGGCACCGUGUCAUGCCUCACAGCGAGAGAAACGCAUUCUGGCCAACGCUCAAGCAGUGGGUAGAGCUGGUCCCCGAGGGAGAUUCACACAGCACACGUCGACUGACGGAGCAGCUCGCCGUGCUGCAGCAAGAGGCAGAGCAGGCAUCCAACGAGCUCGUCUUCUCACACAACGACCUGCUGCCGGCUAACAUCAUUGUGCAGAGUGACGGUACAGAGAAGGUGGCCUUUAUCGACUAUGAGUAUGCAUGCACGCAUGAUCCACAUUUUGACAUUGCCAACCACUUUCUCGAGUAUGCUGGCAUGGACUGCGACUGGGAGACGCUGCCGAGCGAAGCACACCAGCGCCAUUUUGUCGCCGCGUACCUGGAGAGCUUCCACCAACGGGCACCGGACGAUGCGGCCAUUCACGCAACCAUGGCCAAGGUCAACACGUACAAGCGCGUCUCUCACUUCUACUGGGGCGUGUGGGCGCUGGUCCAGGCCUCCAUCAGCAAAAUUGACUUUGACUACGCAGCCUACGCACAGCGACGACUC
Messenger RNA from Protomyces lactucae-debilis, 831 nucleotides. Its product is annotated as kinase-like domain-containing protein. The annotation marks the transcript as partial. The record is from RefSeq and is a predicted model, not a curated record. Gene Ontology annotation, molecular function: ethanolamine kinase activity; choline kinase activity. Gene Ontology annotation, cellular component: cytoplasm. Gene Ontology annotation, biological process: phosphatidylethanolamine biosynthetic process; phosphatidylcholine biosynthetic process. The transcript is spliced from 2 exons. Lineage: Eukaryota; Fungi; Ascomycota; Taphrinomycetes; Taphrinales; Protomycetaceae.